Poecile atricapillus (Black-capped chickadee) is the source of this 4517-nucleotide messenger RNA. RefSeq names its product zinc finger and BTB domain-containing protein 8A-like. Gene Ontology annotation, molecular function: DNA-binding transcription factor activity, RNA polymerase II-specific; protein binding; RNA polymerase II cis-regulatory region sequence-specific DNA binding. Lineage: Eukaryota; Metazoa; Chordata; Aves; Passeriformes; Paridae. The transcript is spliced from 4 exons. The record is from RefSeq and is a predicted model, not a curated record. The coding region runs from base 2897 to 4417 and encodes 506 amino acids. Gene Ontology annotation, biological process: regulation of transcription by RNA polymerase II.
CCUGCUGUUCCAGGAUAAAAAAUGGCUGGAAUUGGUUUGUGUGUGUUUGGGGAUGGAUAAAGGGGAGGGGAAAAUAAAGUGUUCUCUCCAGGCCUGAAAUCUUAACUGCCAACUGCAAAGGUCAGACUAUUAAGUGCUUCUUAAUAGUGGGGGUGUUUUUAGGAUUUUUGGAUCAAUACUCAAUUUAAUUAGAGAUCAUAAAUCUUAACAAUACUGAGGACCAGAUGCUUCAGAACAAGAUCUGAAGUGGCUCUAAAUGGGCAGAUGGAACAAUCUAUCCAUAGGAAGACUUUUACUUUUUAAACACAGGCAGAUGAAUUGUUAAUUUGCAGGGCAAAUGAGGGCUUUUUUUUUCUGGAUUUCUAUGUUGUUAUUCUCAGUAGCAUAACUAGAUAUUUGUAGUCAUUUUUAAAGUAUCUUAUUAAGCUUGGAGGUUUAGCUCAAGGCUGCGAUUCCCACAGGUCAACGAUGUUUUUCUGUUUUUUAAAAGUUACCAUUUUUACAUUUGUUGCCUUAAUUUUGGUUGUUGUUUCCUUAUUUUUGUAUUGCAAGACAAGAUAAACGUUAAGUGCCUUCUGUUUUCCACGUCCUUCAUUUUACAGUCACGUAUUUUCCUUGGUUUAUUUUUUUUCUCUAAAUGAAAGUAUUUGUUUUCUUUUUGUCUCCUUCCAUUACCUCUGAUUGUCUUCAUAUUUCUGUGAGGAUCACAUGCCCCUCAUCAGCACAAGGAACAUUUCCUUUCCUUUCAAGGAGGAAAGUAAAGACCACAUAGGGAUGUUCCCACUGAAUUUAUUUAUUUCCUUGUAUUUCUUUCAUCUUCAUCUCUUAGGGAUAAGGUUUAGUGCUGGACUUGAUCUUAAAGGUCUUUUCUAAAGAAUUCUGUGAUUAUUUUUACUUGGUCUCUGUUUACUUUGUGUUCAUAAAACACAGUCAAGAGUGAAAACAAAGUUCAUCAUCCUCUGAUUAAUGUCUCACCUCUUAAGUAUCCUUAUUUUCUGACAAUAUCUUCCCAUCCUUUCAAAGGCUGAAGUACUGAAUUAAAAAAUUCUCUCUCCCCCUUUUCAGGUGUUUCUUACAGAAUUCUCUCUGCCCCAAAAAACCUAUGAUUUGUGUGAUACUUGAUUGGUUCUUUCACAUAAUUUCCCUUUUUUUUUUUUUUUUUUUUUUUUGUUUGCCAUUAAAUUGCCUAAACAUCCAUAUUUACUAUCCAAAAUUGUCACUUGUCCCUAUCUUAAAUAUUAAAGUUGGGCAGCCCCCCUUAAAAAAAAAAACCAACCAAAAACUGACUUCAGAAUGAAUCUCCCUUUCCAACCUUUUGUAAUUUGGAUUCUAUUCCAGUUCUAAAGAAUUGACAUAAUAAAAAAAAAAAGCAAAAAUACUGAUUUAGGGUGGUUUUGAAAAUACCUGAAAGCCCACAGGUUUCUGAGAGGGCUGACUCUGACUGCUGCAAGUAUCUUUCCCUUAAUCCUGACUCUGCAGAAUGUUCCAUCCUCCAGGAUUUUGGGAUACAUCUCAAGUUUUCAAUGAUUACUAAAAGGGAAAAAAAAUGACAAAACACUCUGUUGGAUAUAAAAUGAUGGAAUAUACAUUUCUUCCCUGAAGCAUCUGGUCACUGUCAGACUUAUCCCAUUACAGAGCCAUGCCAAUGUCUACCUUACUUAUAUUUUAAUUACUGUUGGAGACAAGUACAAAAAUAAAAUAGAAUAAAAAAAUUCUCCAAUUUUGCCCAAAAGACUGAGUUUUGAAGAAAAGGAUGUCCUAAUCCUCCAGUCCUUGCCUGCAGAAUUUUUUCAUUAGGUACAAAUCUGUGCCAACACUGUUGAGUGAUGGGUAUGAGUUGGUAAGCUACUAAGAAAAGCUUAUAAUAGCAUUUAGUUAAAUAUUUUCUAUACUGUUUAACUUAAAACCUUUCUACAUUGGAGGUGUAACCUUUCAUCCUAUUUAACUCGUGAAAUGCAAAGAGGAGGCUUAUUCGGUGCAUCAAGAAUUUUAAACAGAGCAAGAACAUAGAACUAGAGAUUUUGUGAGUAAAAUUGGGAGGAGUGGCUGGAAAGAGCCUUCCCUAUCUUGGCUUAGCUGCUGGAAUAAAUUAAACACUACUGAAGGUCUCACCGACGCUUGACUGUGAAAAUGGGAACUGUUCUUUGCCAGGUUCCUGCUCUGAGGACUGGACUGUACCAAUGACUGCAGAGCUUCCUUCUCAAAAUUAUUCUCUGAUCUCGAGGAAUAAGACUGAAAGAAUCUCAUCCAACAGGCACGAAUUUGGAAGUGCCUUGUCUUCUAUCAGGCACCCUGAUUCCAUUUUCCACCCAGAAGGGAAAACAGGACAAUCUGUGUAUUGCACUCCUACGCGCCGCGUUUCGCUUUGGGAUUAUCCUCAUUGUUUAAAUACAAAAAACCCCGUUAUAAAAAUGCUGCGAUAUCGAGUUAAUAUUAAUCCUACACCGCCGACCUCCGGAUCUCUGUCGUUCACCGUCCAGGUGAAGCCUUCCCUCCACACACACACAAAGGUAGCAGCAACAAAGCCUUGUGUGAGCAGGGCAGCGGCCUCGGGCCAGCAUGUGGGUGUGGGAAGCGGCGAGCGGCGGCGGCCGCGGGGCGCUCGGGCCGAGGCAGGCGCUGGGCUGCGGCUGCAAUCGGUGCGUUGCCCCUUUAAUUGUGUCCCCAGCCCUCGGGCGUCUCUGUCCAACGCCCACGUCAGCAAAUACCUUUUGUUUCUCUCCCGUUCGGGCUUGCAGGGCUCGGGGCUGCGGGAGCAGCGGCUCGGCGGCGCCUCCAGGCACGGCGAGCCCCGAGGUGGGGCCGGGGAUCCCGCAGCCACCGCCCGCUCCCCCCGGCUCGGCGGCAGCCGCCCGCAGCACCCCGCCGCAAACCUUCCUCUUACUCCCUGCCUGGAAUGGAGAUUUCUUCCCACCAGUCUCAUCUCCUGGAGCAGCUGAACGAGCAGCGGAAGCAGGACUUGUUCUGUGACUGCAACAUCCUGGUGGAGGGCAAGGUCUUCAAAGCCCAUCGCAAUGUGCUGUUUGCCAGCAGUGGCUACUUCAAAAUGCUUCUUUCGCAGAGCUCGAAGGAGACGAGUCAGCCGACAAUAGCCACGUUUGAGGUUUUCUCUCCAGAGACGUUCAUGGUUAUCCUGGACUUUGUGUAUUCAGGGAUAUUGUCUUUAACGGGUCAGAAUGUCAUCGAAGUCAUGUCAGCCGCCAGCUAUCUGCAGAUGACAGAUAUCCUCAAUGUCUGCAAGACCUUCAUUAAGUCCUCACUGGAUAUUAAUGAAAAGGAAAAGGAUCAUUACCUCAGCCUCUCAGCCAAAAGUGCGAGCACUGAACCUACCCCUGCCCGCCCGGCUCUUUAUCGCUCCAGAAGGAAAGCAAAGAGCAAUCCCCGGCGUUCCUACUCCAUCCCGGACGAAAAACCCAACGGGAAUGAGAACUCCUGGAGCAGUUACAGCAGCUACCUGUCCUCACAGGUGAUCCUGCAGCGGGCAGACACCCAGCUGUCCAAAAGAGGCAGGAAAGCGGGCUCCGCGAGGAAGCGCCGCAAGCACCUGGGGCUGUCCCAGAGCCGGGAGCUGGGAGGGUGCAAAUCGGACAGGGCAGAGCGAGCCGCAGCCUCGGAUUCCACUCACAUCUCCCGAGGGGGAGAGGAGGCUGAGUUUGAGGCCGAGUUUGAUGCUGAGAACAACGUGGAUCAGGAUGAUUUUGGAUAUCAUCCCAGAGCAGAGGCCAUACGCAAGAGGUGGUCAGUUACUCAGCUAGAACAAGAACUUUCCAGAACUCCUGAGUUCAUGGAGUUAAAGGCAGAAGAGCUGUACACCUCAAUGCCCACAAUUUUAGGGGUAAUGAGUAGCUGGAAUGAAGCUGGAAACUGCAGAAAGAGCAGCAAGAAAGCUGUGCUGUGUGCCCUGUCCCUGCCAGGUGACCUGCCCCGGAUGCGUUUCAAGUGCCCGUUCUGCACCCACACCGUGAAGCGCCGGGCAGACCUGAAGCGUCACCUGCGGUGUCACACCGGGGAGAGGCCCUACCCCUGCGAGGCCUGUGGGAAGAGGUUCACCCGCCUGGAGCACCUGCGCAACCACUUCCAAACGAUACACCAGGCUGGCAAACUGAUCUGCAGGAAGUGCAAGCGCCACGUCACGGAGCUGACAGGCUGCGUGGUGCAGCAAGGGACACGGCGCUACAGACUGUGCCACAAGUGCUUGGCAGAAGCCAAUUUCGACAGCAUCCCCAAGGAUUUCAAUGCAUCUGAACAUUCUCCUGUCUCCUCCACGGGAAACAAACGCCCCAAAUGGGCUUUGGAGGAGGAGCAGAAAUCAGAUGAAGAGACAGUGGAGGAAGAGCCCUGUAAUUUGGUUGUCAGACACAAUAAUGAUGAUAUUCCAGAUGAGGUAAAGGAAAAGGUGAAGCCAAAUCUUAGGUAGAUCUUUGUGUAUUUGUUAUUGUUGCGUUCAAGGUAAAAUGACUCAUGUCAUGUCAAGUAAUGCUGGUUUACUACUUUUAAUAAAUGAAGUAUUGCUAAAA